AUGCUCCCUCCCCCAAAGCUCAGCAGGGCCGCAUCCUUUGCCAUAAAUUCGACGCCCACCCUCACACCCGGAUCCACAUGGGGUCCAGCAGCCGCGUCCGCAGCAGCCGCAAGGGCACACGCCGCAGAGCCAGGCCGCAUCGGCGACCUCAAACGCUUCACCCUCUGGGAGACAAAGACCCGCUUCUACCUCGUCGCCUACAACACCUCCCAGACACGCUUCCGCAUCCUCAAGGUAGACCGCACCCCGCCCAUCGCAGCCGCAGCACAGCCACAACACCACCACCACCCGCCCUCUUCCCACCAUCACCAUCACCCUCCCUCAACCGCACCACCUUCUAGCAGCGGCGACACACAGCACAUCGCCGCAAACGCCGGCGCAGACCACCGUGCACCCUCGACCGAGCGCGCCGGUACCCUCGCCGAAGCCAGCAGGCGGAGCGGGACAGCAGAAAAGGGCGCCCAGCCGACCGCAGCCGUCGCCGCCGCGCCUUCGACCGACAAGCACCCAUCCAACCUCUCGGCCAGCGGGCAGAGGUACAUCGCAGAAGACGACCCUUCCAUCCCCCUUCUCAACAAGGCCGCCCUGGACACCAGGCAGCCAGAGGCCAUCGCCUCAACCGCCGCCAGAGACUCUCAGCAAGCUGCAGCCGCUGCGCAGGCCACCCAGUCUGUUCUCGGCCUCGGCUCGUCGUCGUCGACGGCGGCGGCGGCCAGCAGCGCAGGCAGCUCCCGCAUCCAGGGCUCGGCGGCUAGCGGCCCCCCUGCCGCCGGCGCACCUGCGCACCUCGGCGACGCCAUCCCGCCAUCUUCUGCCUCUACGCACCCUGCCCACUCGUCCGCCUCGCGCCGCCACGCCUCGCGCCAGUAUCCGCCCGCCAGCGCCGACGCCGACUGGGAGCUCAACGUCACCUCGGACACGGUUGUCUACACCCGCACCCAGGUCACCGAGCUGCUCGACAUGAUCCGCGAGGGCAAUCGCGCAUCCGGCGGCCUCAAAGAGGUCGGCCGCUUCUUUGGCAUCGUCGGCUUCGUGCGCUUCACCAGCACCUACCACAUGGUCCUCAUCAGCCGCCGCAGCGUCGUCGCCCUCAUCGGCGGCCACUACAUCUACCACUGCGACGAGACCGUCACGCUGCCCGUGUGCCACCCCACCGUCAUGGCCGCCCUGCCCGGGCGCACAAAGGCCCACGACCAGGAAGAGGCUCGGCUGCUCCACCUCUUCAAGCAGGUCGACCUCGGCAAGAACUUCUACUUUAGCUACACGUACGACCUCACCAAGACGCUCCAGGACAACCUCACGGCCGGGCCGCAGGAGCCGGCGGGUCAGCAGCGAGCGCAGACGGCAGCGACGACGGCGACGACGACCGCCUGGGGUUACAACGAAAAGUUCAUCUGGAACCACCACCUGCUGCUGCCGGCCUUUGGAGAGUCGGAACGCUCGGGCUCGGGCUCGGGUUCGCAAUCCGACGCCGACGCCCGCAACGGCUGGGUGCUGCCGCUCGUCUACGGCUUCGUCGACCAGGCCAAGCUGGGCGUGCUCAGCAGGACCGUCUACGUGACCCUCAUCGCCCGCCGCUCGAGGCACUUUGCCGGCGCGCGCUUCCUCAAGCGCGGCGUCAACGAGCGAGGCCAGGUGGCCAACGACGUCGAGACCGAGCAGAUUGUCAGCGAGGCCCUCACCACGCCCUUUUUCGCUCCGGCGAAGCGGCCCGGGCCCACCCGGCGGCAGCAGCGGCGAAACGACGCCGAGAUCGGCGACGCCGAGUCGCGCUACGACGCCUCGCCGCGCUACACAUCGUACGUCAUGAUGCGCGGCAGCAUCCCCGUCUUCUGGACGCAGGACUCGACCAACAUGUCGCCGCGACCGCCCAUCGAGAUCAGCCUGGUGGACCCCUUCUACUCGGCCGCCGCGCUCCACUUUGACGACCUCUUCCACCGCUACGGCACGCCCGUCAUUGUCCUCAACCUCAUCAAGAGCAAGGAGAAGCAGGAGCGCGAGGUCAAGCUGCUGCGCGCGUUUGGCGAGUGCAUCGAAUACCUCAACCAGUUCCUGCCCGCGGCGCAGCGCAUCCGCCACAUUGCGUGGGACAUGUCGCGCGCCAGCAAGAGCCACGACCAGGACGUCAUCGGCAUCCUCGAGGACAUUGCCGAAGAGUCGGUCGAGACGACGCGCUUCUUCCACUCGGGGCCCCAGCCGGGCGGCAGCGGCGGCGGCGGCGCCCCGGUCUUCGCGGCCGGCCACGACUCGGAUGCCGAAGGCGCGUCGACCGAACACGAUCACGCCGCGGCGGCGCACGGCCACGCCCGCCGGCGCGACACGAUCCUGCUACAGGACGGCGUGGUCCGCGUCAACUGCGUCGACUGCCUCGACCGCACCAACGCGGCCCAGUUUGUCAUUGGCAAGGCCGCGUUCGGCCACCAGCUGCACGCGCUCGGCCUGCUCGACGACCCGAGCCUGCCGUUCGACUCGGACGCGGUCAACAUGCUCACCGAGAUGUACCACGACCUCGGCGACACGAUCGCCAUGCAGUACGGCGGCUCGGCGCUCGCCCACACCACCGACACAUACCGCAAGAUCAAUCAGUGGACGUCGCACUCGCGCGACGUCCUCGAGAGCAUGAAGCGCUUCUACGCCAACUCGUUUGCCGACGCAGACAAGCAGGCCGCCAUCAACCUCUUCCUCGGCGUCGAUGCACCCGACUUUGCGCCGUACGUCUUUGCCGAAAAGGUGGUGGGCGCCGUCGACGCUGCAGACGAGGGUCAAGCGACGUCGGCGUCAUCGACGACGAUGGCGGUGCCCUUCCGGCCCCACUACCGCCAGUGGUUCACGCCGGCUCAUCUGGCGCCCAACCGCACCGUCGCGACGCGUGCCCGGCGGCUGAGGGAGGUGGCCAACACCGACGCCGGCUUCUGGGCCGAGUACUACCGGCCGAGCCUCUUUACCGACCUGCAGCGCCACCACGCCUACAAGAUGACGGCCGUCCACCAGAGCAUCAGCUACGGGCCCGGCUCGACGGCGGCGGUAGCGGCGGCGGCAGCGGGGGCCGGCUACGGACACGGGCACGGCCCAGGCCAGGGUCAUCCCAGCGCGGCGUACGGAGCCAUCGGGCGGCACAUGCGCAGCGCAUCGACCUCGAGCGGCGCAACGGCCACGGCGGCGGCGACGGCGGCAUCGCCCGUGACGGAAAAGGCCAGCGCGUCGGCCCACUACCCGAGCCCCUUUAAGCCCCACGGCGCGUCGAGCCAGCACCGUUCGACCGCUACUGCUGCUGCGGCAGUGGCGUCGUCCUCGUCGUCUGCCACGGCGGUCGAUGCGGCAUCGACGCGCCAACGGCACUUUAAGAGGCCCUCGAUCGAUAGCAACAGUGGCGGCGGUGGCGGCGGCGCAUCGCUGCCUCCCUCGCCCAGCGCCUCGUCCGUGACGACGAUGGCGACGACGACAGCCGUCGCCGCGCCGUCGAAAGCACUGAUUGGCGGCGUCAAGCGGUGGAUGUCGAUCAACCGACCCGGUCACCAUCACCACCUGGGCGGCAGGGACGCCAGCGGCGGCAGCAUGAAGCGCGGCGGGCGUCGGAGUGCGUCGAUGUCGAUGUCGAUGAGCGGCGGCGACGACGUUCAGGGCGGCGCGUCACGGUGGCAGCAAAGCGGCGGCGACACCGAAGACGUGGGUCGGCUGGGCCUGGGCCUGGGCCAGCGUCAGGCGGGCGUCGACGCGUCGUCGCAAGCCUUCAACUUUGCCGGGCCGUGGCAGGCCAUGGGCAUCGGGCUGGCGCCGCCCGCCGCCGCGCUGCCGUACCAGGCGAUACCGGCGGCGCACUACGCGCUCGAGGCGGUGCUGGCCAAGGUGUGCAAACCGUCGGUGUCGCACGACGAAGAGGCCGAGUACAGCUUCUACACGAGCCAGUUUCGAAACGAGUCGCUCACGGGCGCGGGCGCGGGCCCGGCGCUCGAUGAGUGGUCGAUCCGGAGGCACCAGGGUGAGACCUACGCCCCCAUCAACGGCGGCGGUGGAGGCGAGUCGAACCGGUUCAUCGAUGAGAAGGACGUGCGGAUCUACGAGGAGAGCGUGGCGCUCCAACGUGGCGAGGGGGUGGCGGUCGACGAGCUGUUGCGCAGCGGCAGCGCUCCGGGGGCAGGGGCGGGAGCGGGAUCCGGGUCCAGAUUUGUGGGCAGCAGCAGUGGUGGCGGCGGUGGCGGCGGUGGCGGUGGGAGCGGCGGUGUGGACCCGGUUCUGGUGGCGUACGUGUCGUCGUACGAGGCGCUGCUGGGCUCGACGUCGCUGCCGACGACGAACCUCGACGCCAAGGUGCGGGCUUACAGCUCGUGGUUGCAGAUGGGCUACUAA
Pseudozyma flocculosa PF-1 is the source of this 4347-nucleotide messenger RNA. RefSeq lists its product as uncharacterized. Gene Ontology annotation, biological process: phosphatidylinositol dephosphorylation. The transcript has 2 exons. The coding region runs from base 1 to 4347 and encodes 1448 amino acids. Gene Ontology annotation, cellular component: intracellular membrane-bounded organelle. NCBI's taxonomy places the organism in Eukaryota, Fungi, Basidiomycota, Ustilaginomycetes, Ustilaginales, Ustilaginaceae. Gene Ontology annotation, molecular function: phosphatidylinositol-3,5-bisphosphate 5-phosphatase activity. The record is from RefSeq and is a predicted model, not a curated record.